AUGGAUGAUAGAGUAUGUGGCCUACUUACCGAAGUUGAUAAUCUUUUUACCAAGGGAGCUGUCAAUGAAAGAAAAUUUAAUAAAUUAACGCAAUACCAUUCUUAUUGCCCUUAUGAAAAUAAUUCAAACAAACCUAAAUGCACAACUAAUAAUGAUAGAAUUAGUGCUUUGAGUGCAUAUUUGCAUGACAAAAUUAGUGAAAUUGAUAAAGCUUUUAAAAAUGGAGCAAAUAGCGACAAACGGCAUAUUAAGAUUUUUAUUAUAUGGCUAGGCGAUAAAUUAUUUAAGAUGGAAAACGAUUAUAAAUCAACUCUGGAAGAAUCUUAUAGAAAGAAUUUAGAAAAAUCUAUGGGAAGUGUUAAUUAUUGGAAAGUUGUAGAUAGUAGAAAACUUUAUAAGAAGGCUACUAUUAAGAAAAUGAACGAAUUUUAUAACUUACUUAAUUAUAUAUGUAAACUAAUUAUUGAAUAUAACAAAAAUCUCCAAAAGCCUAAUAAAUCUCGUCUUGUAAAUUAUUACACACAAUGUGAUAACUAUUAUAAAACUAUUCAUAAUUCUAUUAACGGAUGUAAACCAUAUCUACAAUUAUUGGAUGAUUUAAAAAUGAUAUAUGAAGUUUUUAGAUUGCAAAAAAUUGAUAUUUAUAGUAAGCUUAGUAGUAAAGAUAAAGAUUCAUUACUUAAACGUAUUAAACAUCUUACAACGUUUAAAAACGAAAAUAAAUAUUUUGUGACCGUUAAUGAAAGAUAUAGCUUUGAUGAUAAAGAGUGUUUAGAAUCGAAAUCAAAGGAUGAACAAAUUGGAGAAAAAAUUGCAUCACAAAAAUCUAAAAACCCCAUCGGAGGACCCCAAACACGAGUUUCCGGGAGUACACAACAUAGAAAUACAGGAUAUAGAAACCCAGCGUCAUUACAGCCCAAACGACCACCUGUACAAUCAACUUUAAAAUCACCAUCUGAACAAUCAAAAUUUACAAAGCCAAUAGCUGUAAAACCAGCACCACCGCCACAAUCAUUACCUUCAACACCUUCAGAAACGGAUACUAAAUUAAAAGCGCGGGAAGCAGGGAAAACCCAUCAAAAUGGUCCAGGAAAUACCGUUAAUGGAGUAGAUGGGGGAAAAGGAGAUGCAGGUAGUGGAUCUAAUGGAGGACAUAGUGUGCAAGGUGAUAAAAGAAGUAAAAGUGAUGCAUCCGAUGGUGGAUUGGGAAGUUCAAGCAAAACACAAACAGGCUCAGAUAUAGGAACAGGAAGUCCAGGGGGUGAACCUGGUGGUACAGCUGGUGGAAAAGAAGGUAAGUCUGGUGAAAAAGGAGAUACAUCUGGCGGAUUAGGCGAUGGAUCUGGAGGCACGGGUACUGAAAAAAAAGAUAUAAAUAGUGGAUUAGGUAGCCAUGAAGAUUCAAGCACCCAAGUAGGCAAAGAUGGUGGGCAAAAAAGUUCAAAUAGUGAUACAAGAGAUCCAGUUAAUGUUCCAGGUAGUGGAGUUCAUGGAUCUGAAGGUGGAGGUGUUAGAUUAGCUGAUCAAUUAGUUAAAGAUACUCAACAAGGUAUAGGCGAUGGAAAAAGUGAACAAGGAAGCAAAAGUAGUGGAGCAACCGAUGGCCAAGGUAGUCAAAGAAUUACAAGUAGUGGAUCAGGAGGUGCAAAUGGUUCUAAAAUUGGACAAAAGAUUCCCGACAGUGGCAAAGGAAAUAAAGAUGGUGGAGCAAAUGGUGGAGCAGGAACUUCAGGUAGUGGAGCUAAUAGAGGAGGUAGUACCAAAAGUGACCAAGGAAAUCCAAGCGUUGGAUCAAAUGAUCAAGGAAAUCCAAGUGAUGGAUCAACUGAUCAAGGAGAUAAAAGUGGUGGACCACGUGAUCCCGCAUCAAGUACAUCAGGAGGAUCCUUUGGUUUGGGACCGUCAUUUCUUGAAUACAUAUUAAAAGGAACGAACAAACUUAAUAAAGCUUCCGAAUUUAUUCAAAAAAAUCAGCAAAAUGUUAAAGAAGUUACGGAUAAAAUCAGCAAUGUAUAUAAAAACACUAUGGAUAAUUUAAAAAGUGCUUACGAUAAAUCUAGUAGUUAUUUAAGCGAAUUUAUUAAUAAUGUAACUAGCCAAUUGAAUCAAGCUGACCCUCCUAAAUCGGGUGGCAACCAUUCUGGACCAGGCAGUCCAACAGAUGGAGGAAAUUCAUCUAAUCAGUUACAAUCGCCUCAACCACCAACACCAAAAGAUCCAAUACCAACUACACCGCCAACUACAUCAAUAGAUCCAGCAUCCCCAAAACAACCAUCUCCCCAAACACAAUCCAUCACACCGCAAACCCCACAAGUCAAUCACCCUAAUCACAAAGCAAUUGGUCAAUUGGUAAAAUCAUUAAGUUCUGAUAUAAUUUUGAAAAAUCCGUGGAAUAUAUUUCCAACUACAUGGAAUGGAUCAGGGGAUUGUAAACCUGAAAUAAAAUUUAUGAGUGCCACAUUAGUGUGUUGUACAUCUGAACAGUGUAAUUUAACUGGAAUUUCAGUUACACUUGUUUUAAUACCCAUUAUUUUAUUAAUUGUAUAUAAGUAUUUAUCAUUUGGAUUAUCAAAAAAAUCAGAAAAAAAAAACAUGAAGAAAGUUAUAAAUUUGCAUGAUGGAAAUAGAAAGACAAAAAUAAUUAUAAGUUCAUAUGAUAAUAAAAAAGACCUAAAGCCGGUUAUAAAUUCAGUUGGUGAAAAAAAAUAUUCAUUAUUAAAUAUAUACAAGCUUAUGCAGGCUGAUCCUAUACCAUUUAUUAAUUUAUUUUUUUUGUUGAUUUUUUUUGUCUAUAAAAGAAAAAGAGACACCAUAGAAUGA
Molecule: messenger RNA, 2820 nt
Organism: Plasmodium vinckei vinckei
Lineage: Eukaryota; Apicomplexa; Aconoidasida; Haemosporida; Plasmodiidae
Product: PIR protein CIR protein
Exons: 3
Coding region: 1-2820 (939 amino acids)
Source: RefSeq, a predicted model, not a curated record